Messenger RNA from Prunus avium (sweet cherry), 1023 nucleotides. RefSeq names its product protein translocase subunit. Lineage: Eukaryota; Viridiplantae; Streptophyta; Magnoliopsida; Rosales; Rosaceae. The record is from RefSeq and is a predicted model, not a curated record. Gene Ontology annotation, cellular component: mitochondrion.
UCUUUCUUACUCUCAACCAUUUCGCUCUCUCAACGUACCCAACACUGGCUGCGGGAAAGCGAACGCAAUAGCUUUAAACACACAGAGGGUUUCACGUUCUUGCAGAUAAUUAAAAAUACUCAUCACAGCUUCAUCAACAACACUUGAAAUCAAUCAAAAGAGAUGGUAUUUGGAGCCUUAAGGUCCAUUGUGCGGCCUCUAUCCCGGACCCUAAUAUCCCGCACCUCCACAUGCUCCAUAAACUCAUUUGCUGCCAGUUCUGUUCGCCCAAAACCUGAGACCCGCUUCCUUUCUGGUGGCCAAGCUCCGUGGUCUUUUCUGAUUUCGAAUCAUUUCCACAGCUUGACAGAUACUCGUUUCCCAAAGCGGCGACCCAGCCUCAAGUCUCGUCGAAAAAGGGCCAGCAUAAGACCUCCAGGACCGUAUGCUGGGAUUCAGUGUGCUCCUGGUGAACCGAUAGUUCCUAGUAGACCCAAUGAAGGAAGUGUGAAGAGGAGGAAUGAGAAGAAGCGCAUGAGGCUGCGCCGCGCAUUUAUAUUGUCAGAAAAGAAGAAAAGAAAGGCUCUAGUGCAGGAGGCUAAAAGGAAGAAGAAUAUAAAGAGAAUUGAGAACAAAAUGGCUGCUGUGGCAAGGGAAAGAGCAUGGGCUGAGAGACUGACCGAGCUGCAGCGACUGGAGGAAGAGAAGCGAAAGUCCAUGGCUUGAUGACUAGAUAACAUUAUGGUGGAACCUUGUUUGCAGAUUGUAAUGCUGCUUUUGGCUCUCUGUUCCAUUGAACAUUCAACCUAGUUUCUUCAGGCGCGUUGGUUCCAUUUUAUCUGUUUGUUCGGUUUAUGGUGUUUUGCCUUCUCCAAUCAUACAGAGGAUGGCCAUUUGGCGAAUCGUUUUGUUUGUAGUCUUGUAAACUUGGUUUUGAAUUCUAGCUAGCAAGGUUGAGAAAGUAGAGAAGGCAUUGCGCCAUCAUAUAAGUAACCACUGGUUUUCAAUAGGUCUUAAUUCUUUUGAUGAGAUACGGAUGCAGUU